Molecule: messenger RNA, 1080 nt
Organism: Oreochromis aureus
Lineage: Eukaryota; Metazoa; Chordata; Actinopteri; Cichliformes; Cichlidae
Product: high affinity immunoglobulin gamma Fc receptor I-like
Exons: 7
Coding region: 33-836 (267 amino acids)
Biological process (GO): cell surface receptor signaling pathway
Molecular function (GO): transmembrane signaling receptor activity
Source: RefSeq, a predicted model, not a curated record
UCUGAUGCUCUCGCAGUCAGCAGCAAGACAUCAUGGAGAUUACAACUCUCAGCAUUCGACUUUUUUUGGUCUUCAUGGCUGUUCAAGCUGACUGCAGUAACUUUACUGGUGCAGUUUUUCCUCGCAUUGUUCCAAACAGACUUCAGUUCUUUGAAUAUGAGUCCGUCUCUGUACAUUGUGAGGUAGAUAACAACAUCACUGAAUGGAAAGUGAAGUGGAAAUCCCAUAAAAUAAAGAACGCUUCCUACACAUCAACAUCACCCUGCAUAAUUUAUCCCAGUUUUGAAAGUCACAGUGGAGAAUACUGGUGUGAAACUGAAGAUGGAAUAAAAAGUGAGGCCCUGAACAUCACUAUUACUGCUGGUUCUGUAAUCUUGGAAACCCCGACCCAUCCUGUGAAGGAGGGAAAUGAGGUGACCCUUAACUGUAAAAACAAGACAACUCAGUCAGAACACAUAACUAACUUCUACAAAGAUGGUGUCUCUCUCGGGACCUGGAAUCAAAGCAGCAUGAACAUCAAAAAUGUCUCCAAGUCUGAUGAAGGACUCUACAAGUGCAGCAUUGAUGGAGCAGGAGAAUCACCAGAGAGCUGGUUAGCUGUUAUAAAACAACAUCAUCAUCAAGUGCGACAAGACACCACUGACCUACAUCAAGCGAAAUAUGAUGUGGGCAGAAAAGAAAGGAAGCAGAAAUAUGGAGACAAUUCGGAUCUUCCAGAUGAUGUCCUGUAUGUCACUAUUAAAAAUCACUGGAAGAAAAAAGAGACAAAAUUGUCCAGAGCAGACAUGAAUCCAUGCUGUCAAGAGGAGACUGUCAUCUAUUCUUCAGUCAAGUGAGCCUCAUACAUAGUGUAUUUGUUGGACUCCUAUUAAACCAUGGCAUGAGGUUUGCUAACAUGAUGCCCUGAAAUUACAGGAGGGUGAUUGGAGUAAUUUGCUAACAGCAAAUGAGAAAAUGAAAAACAGAAAAUUAAAAGACAAAAUGAUGAUUGCUAUUGUUGUUUUAAGCAUCAAAGAAAAAUGAAAAAAAAAAUAGCCUCAACACUUAUCUCAUAAAGAUAACACUUCCCUAAAUGGCACA